GCCCACAGCCUUUUUCAACCCCAGAAGAAGCUCCUAUUAACGCGGCACCGCCGGCCUUCCCACCGCUCGAAUAAAAUCCAGAGAAUUCGAAACGAAGAGUAAGGGAAACAAAAAAUGGAACCAGAAACAGCGCUAGGGCUUGUACAGAAUGGUGCUACCCUUCUGCUUCUCGACGUGCCUCAGUUCACCCUUAUUGGCAUUGAUACACUGAUGUUCUCUGUGGGUCCAGUUUUUAAGGGUAUUAAGAUGAUUCCUCCUGGUCCUCAUUUUGUAUAUUACAGUUCAUCGAACAGAGAUGGCAGCAAGUUCUCACCAAUUGUCGGUUUCUUUAUUGAUACCUGUCCCUCAGAGGUAAUUGUUCGUAAAUGGGAUCAACAAGAUGAACGAUUAGUGAAACUUUCAGAGGAAGAGGAAGAGAGAUAUUGCCAAUCAGUAAAAAGUUUGGAGUUCGACAGAGAACUCGGUCCUUAUACACUAAGUCAGUAUGGAGAUUGGAAGCGGCUAUCAAACUACAUUACAAAGACUACCAUUGAACGAAUUGAGCCCAUUGGAGGAGAAAUUACAGUUGCACAUGAAUCAGGGAUGGUCGGAAACACUCCUAAAACAUCAAUGGAAAAAGCUCUAGAUCAGCAGUUAAGGAAUAGUAAAUUUUCUAAGUCUGCCAACAAAUCUCAAAAGAGAGGAUGCUAUUACACAUCAAUUCCCCGUGUUAUAAAGCGCAAAGGAAUCCAUGGACAAGAAUUAACGUCUUUGAAUCUUGACAAGACACAGUUAUUAGAAAGCAUACUGAUGAAGGAUUAUGGAGGUUCUGAAGACCUACUUCUUGGAGAGCUACAAUUUGCUUUUAUUGCAUUUUUGAUGGGGCAAUCACUUGAAGGAUUUCUUCAGUGGAAAUCUUUAGUUAGCCUUUUAUUUGGCUGCAAUGAAGCUCCUUUUCAUACAAGGAGUCUGCUGUUUACAAAGUUUAUUAGAGUUAUCUACUAUCAGCUGAAGUUUGGAUUUCAAAAAGACCAGACUGGUUCUAGUAAUGUGGAGAAGGAAUCAUCAUUAUUGUUGGAUGAGUCGUGGUUAUCUGCUGAUAGCUUUUUGCACCACUUAUGCAAGGAUUUCUUUUCAUUGGUGCAAGAAGCCUCGGUUGUUGAUGGAGAUCUACUGUCCUGGACAAGGAAACUCAGAGACUUGCUUGAGAACACACUGGGAUGGGACUUUCAGCAGACCAGCACAGUAGAUGGACUGUAUUGUGAAGAAGAUGAGUUUGCUCCUGUUGUUGAGAUGUUGGAGGACCCAAGUGAGCAAUGAGGCUACAGCUUCUUAGAUAUGGACACGUGAAAUCCAUAAAUAAUGAGUAUGACAAAAACCUGAGAAGACAGCAUCUAGGGCAUGCGAAUGAUAUCCUGUUCUAGCGUCUUUAAGAGGUGACUGAUUAAUCAAACAUAACAUGUGACAGCUUCCUCAGUCUAUACAAAAUCCUCACCUCUUUCAUUUUGUAAAGCCAUAGAUUUAUUAGCAGUGCAGAUAAUUUUAAAAUAUGUCUGGAUCAAUAAUGUGGAGUUUAAGGGAAUCGAGACUUUUGCUUGUUUCA
This is a messenger RNA of Vitis riparia (riverbank grape), 1582 nucleotides long. Its product is annotated as protein AAR2 homolog. Gene Ontology annotation, biological process: spliceosomal tri-snRNP complex assembly. Lineage: Eukaryota; Viridiplantae; Streptophyta; Magnoliopsida; Vitales; Vitaceae. The transcript has 13 exons. The record is from RefSeq and is a predicted model, not a curated record. The coding region runs from base 115 to 1299 and encodes 394 amino acids.